GAAGGAAGACAGGAAACUCGAGGGGGCACCCUUUUUCCCAACAUAUUCUAGAUGCCGACUUGCCUCAAGGGUUCAGGGAGCUUAAUAUCUGGUAUGACGGGUCGACUGAUCCCUCCCGACAUCUUAGAAGUUUCGAAAACAUGGCAGUAUUGCACCGAUACAACGACCCCGUUCAGUGUCGAGCAUUUCUGACGACCCUGCGAGGGCCCGCGCAGGAUUGGUUCCAUCAAUUGCCCCCGGGGGCCGUCAGGGAUUUCGAUGCAUUUAGCUCGAGUUUCCUAAACCAAUUCGCAAGUGUGAAAGCCCAAGAAAAGUCGUACCUUACUUUGAUAGGUAUGCAGCAGAAGGAAGGGGAAUCAUUGAGGGACUACGUAGCGAGGUACACAAGGGCAUGUGUCGACGUCCCCUCGGCUACUGAGGAGAUCAAGUCGGGAGGACUCACUCGAGGGCUACUCCCGGGAUUGUGCAGAAAUUCCCUAGCAAAACGGCCUGGGAGGACGUUUGAUGAAGUAUUGGGAAGGUGCGCCAAGUACAUGAAUGUCGAGGAAGCCGAAGCCGAUUUUAUGCAAGCGGCUAAGCCGAAAACUGAGCCUCGGGACGAGAAGAAGGACAAAAAGCUUGUCGCAACUACUGAAAGGAAAGGAUCCCCAAGAGCCGAGAGAGAGGGACGAUCAAGGGGGUGGAGGACAGCCCAAUAUACUCCUCUGUCGGCCUCGCGUGCAAGGAUACUGGAGGUUAUGGAGAGAGAGAUCCGUGACAACGUUGUCAGGUGGCCACAAACGAGAAAGGACGGGCCGACAAAACCUAAAAGUAACAUGUAUUGUCGAUUCCACAAAGACUACGGCCAUAACACCGAUGAAUUCGCCCCCCUGGGAGAAACCAAUCUCGCUGUCGUUCUCGGGGAAGGCGACUUAAGGAAAGUAAAAAUGGUGCGAUUUGUUGUGGUCGACGUCGAGUCGGCUUAUAAUGUGAUUCUGGGGAGGCCAGCACUCAACGCAUUCCAAGCGGUAGUGUCAACCUAUCAUAUGAAGAUGAAAUUCCCUGUCGGAGAUAAGGUAGGAGAGGCCCGAGGUGACCAGAGGCUGUCGAGAACCUGCUAUCAGAUUGCAGUAAGGACGAACCAACGGACAGAGGUGAAAGAAGGAAAAAAGUUGGUAUCAACUGAGAAAAGACGAAGGGAGAACGACCUUGAGCCACAUGGGGAAUUGAUGGAAAUCCAAAUCGGGGAGAAAGAGGAGCAGACUAUGAAAAUAGGGCGAGAACUGGAGGAAGAAUUACGCCGACAGUUGGUAGGGCUGCUGAAAGAAUUCAGAGACAUAUUCGCUUUCUCCCCUGAAGAGUUAACAGGAAUCGAUCCCGAUGUCAUGGAGCAUAAGCUUAAUGUCGACCCCCUGAAAAAUCCCGUGAAGCAACGGCUUAGACACCAUGGUGCAGAAAUCGACAAAGCCAUAGAAGUCGAGGUGGACAAGUUGUUGAAAGCCAAACACAUCAAAGAAAUUCAAUUCCUAGAAUGGAUAUCGAACACGGUGAUGGUAAGGAAAGCGCUAAAUAAAUGGCGUAUGUGUAUCGACUUCCGCGAUCUAAAUUCAGCAUGCCCGAAGGACCACUACCCCCUGCCGAGAAUCGACCAGCUGGUCGACUCUACUGCUGGUUGUCAACUGUUAAGCAUGAUGGACGCGUCCCAGGGGUACCACCAAAUUCCUUUGGCUCCUGAGGAUCAAAGCAAAGUUAGCUUCGUGACGAGCAGAGGGACGUAUUGUUAUGUCGUUAUGCCGUUCGGACUCAAAAACGCAGGGGCAACAUACCAAAGGUUGAUGGAUCGAAUGUUCAAAUCACAGAUCGGGCGGAAUAUGGAAGUUUACGUGGACGAUAUCUUGGUAAAAAGUAGGUCUUCGAUCUCGCAUGUGGGAGACUUAAGGGAAGCAUUUACGAUACUAAGAACAUUUGGAAUGAAACUGAAUCCGAGUAAAUGUGCUUUUGGAGUAAGGGCGGGGCGAUUCUUGGGCUAUAUCGUAACUGAAAGAGGCAUCGAAGUGAAUAAGGAUAAAGUGCAAGCCAUACUCGACAUGACCCCGCCAAAGAAUGUUAGAGAAGUACAAGUCCUGACAGGCCGAAUUGCAGGCCUAAGUCGAUUCAUAGCUCAGGCGGCGGAAAGGAGCUUCCCUUUCUUCAAGUUACUCAAGAAAAAAGCUUUCCAGUGGGGCGACGAAGCUCAGAUGGCGUUUGAAAAAUUGAAGGAGUUUUUGAGCGAGCUACCAUUGUUAACAAAGCCAGAACCGGGCGACGAGUUGGUGCUCUAUAUCUCGGUGGGAGUGUUCUCCUUGAGUUCAGUGUUGCUACGAGAGACUGAAGGGGCUCAACAGCCGAUCUAUUAUACAAGUCGAGUCCUUCAGGGCGCAGAAGCAAGAUACCCCGAGGUCGAGAAGGCCGCAUUAACAUUGAUGCUCACAGCCAGAAAGUUGAGGCCGUAUUUCCUGAAUCAUGUGGUUAUAGUAAGGACGAAUUUCCAGCUCGGUGAGACUUUGGGUCGACCUACUGUGUCAGGUCGACUCGUAAAAUGGGCAGUCGAACUCAGUGAAUUUUCCAUCAAAUACGAACCCCGACGGGCUAUAAAGGCCCAAGCUCUAGCCGACUUUAUCCAAGAAGGGACCAAAGGGGAAAGCAAGAAAUGGAUGAUGCAC
Striga hermonthica is the source of this 2681-nucleotide messenger RNA. NCBI's taxonomy places the organism in Eukaryota, Viridiplantae, Streptophyta, Magnoliopsida, Lamiales, Orobanchaceae. The record is from the annotation of a GenBank genome assembly.